AUGCUGCAAGGUGAAGUACAAUUGCAGCCAAGGGAUUCGCAAAAGCGGAGUGAUUUGGAGAGUGGCUCUCCUGCUUCAUCUCAUUGCUGUCGUAUCUGUCUGGAGGAGAAUAAUAGCAGCGGCGAUGAAGAAUUGAUAUCACCGUGUAUGUGCAAAGGCACACAGAAAUUCGUGCAUCGUUCGUGUCUCGAUCGUUGGCGAUCGGUUAAGGGAGGCUUUGCUUUCUCUAACUGCACUACAUGCAACGCUCAGCUUCACUUCCCAGACGAGCAGCCCUUUGAUGAUAUUAACAACUCUUGGCGGCAGAGAUUAAUUGACGCCUGGUGGGUGUUUUUGAUGUUCUUGAUUUUGCAGCCUCCUAUUGCUGCGGGGGCCGGAGGUGCAUACAUGAUGGAUACAGACGGAGACUUUCGCAACUCUUUCAAAAAUGAACUGGUUCGUAUAUUGGCAAAACAUCCCAUCCUGUUUUAUUAUUCUAUUGGAUUUGUAAGCUUCUUUGGGAUGUUUGGAUUUACGCUCCUCAUUGCACAAUUUAUAGCUCGGGUGUAUAUGGCUUUGGUGUCAUAA
Messenger RNA from Eruca vesicaria subsp. sativa (arugula), 567 nucleotides. NCBI's taxonomy places the organism in Eukaryota, Viridiplantae, Streptophyta, Magnoliopsida, Brassicales, Brassicaceae. The record is from the annotation of a GenBank genome assembly.